CAGCGGCUCUCUCCAGCUUCUCUGAGCUCCUGGCGCUCACAGUCGCACAUGUAAAAGUAACUGCUCCAACUGUUGCCUCGACAGAACGACUUCAGUCACAUGCCGCUGGAGUGUCACAAACUGGAACCUGCGUAAAACAGCAUCUUUUACGUUUGCGCGCAACCCAGAAAUCUUCUCCGGAUAGUUUUUUUUGCACACUGACAGAUUUGGAUUUUACCGUUUUUCACGAUGAUUUUCGCGCACCUGUUCCUGGUGUGGGGAAGCUUCUUGGGUGCUGUGGCGCACCGCGCGGGUAAAGUGGGAUCUGGGGGCGCGCAGGAGAGACGGGGCGCACAUUCCCCGUUGGAUUACUUUUCAGACAACAUGGGGCAGGAGGACACGCUCUCACAACACAUGUUCAAACUGUACGAGAAGAGCAGCAGGGAGAGCCGACUCAGGGAGGGGAACACUGUGAGGAGCUUCAGAGUCACACCAGAGCCCUCUGAUCAAAGGACGGUGUACAGGUUAAACCUCACGACCCUGCAGGACUCUGAGGUCAUCCUCUCGGUUACAUUUCACUUCCUGCUGGAGCGGCGCCCGCCUCAUAAGCCCUGGUUCUGUAAACGCUUCAAGAGCUCUUUAUGUCAUUCUCCAGCCGUCCACUCAGCCAUGUCCGUCAGCCUGCUCCUUCGCUCUGUCUCCUCUGGGUCAGAGGUUGACUCGGGGUCAAUAGGGUCACUCCUAGGCAACGUAACCUUCCACCCCCACAGGAGAGGGGUGUGGCAGAUGAAAGAUCUGACCCAGGUCAUAAAGGAGGCACGGGACAGGGGUCAUCUCCUGCUAUCACUGGAGAUGGACGUGGGGUCGCAGUACCACAGGAGUCCUGCAGAGGUGCUCUCCACAGGCAGUCUGCCUUACUUUUUGAUCUAUGCUGAUGAUCAGGCACUUGAAGAGCCUAACAGUGUUGCUGCAAGUCUUCAGAGAUACGACCCCGCUAUAGAGACCGGGGACCCCUCUCUUUCCUCACAACACAAACCUAACACGGCUCCAGAACGAGUGCGGAGAGCCCUCAUCCAGGACAACGAGCUACCAGGCAUCAACUACAGUCCUGAUGGGUACAGGAAGGAGGACAUGCUGGAAAGUUCUUGGUAUCUUGGUCUAAAACUCAAACCAGGAGAGAAACAGAUGAAAAAGAUAAACCCAAAGGAUAAGGUGAUGAAGCAGAGUAAAGAUGGAGAGUUGUUUAGAGAGGCAGAAAAGUCCUCAGUAAGAUUUCACAAUGAAGAGUCCACAAAACACAGCCCUGGACGAAGGGAUGAGAGGAGGAACAGUGACAAGAAGCACAAAGGCAGUUCAACUCAAGAAUCUCCACUUCUGAGUUUUGAUGAAAAGACAAUGCGUAAAGCUCGGCGGAGGCAAUCUAGUGAGAGCCAGGAAAGGACCUGUUCUAGAAGAAAUCUAAGAGUGGAUUUUGCAGAUAUUGGCUGGAGUGAAUGGGUCAUUGCACCCAAGGCAUUUGAAGCCUACUACUGUGCCGGUACCUGCGGAUUUCCAAUACCUAAGGUUACCAGGCCUUCUAACCAUGCCACCAUACAAAGCAUUGUGCGAGCUGUUGGAAUUAUUCCUGGGAUCCCUGAACCCUGCUGUGUCCCAGAAAAGAUGAGCCCACUGCCUGUGCUGUACCAGGACGAAGCCAACAACCCAGUGCUUAAAGUCUAUCCCAAUAUGUCAGUCCAGUCCUGCUCCUGCAGAUAGGAGUAGGACCAGAACAACUGAAGAGGAAAAAGAGACAGAUCUGAACCUGUGGUUUACAGCGGUUUUGUGAAGUAACUGGGCAUGUUUUUCCUUGAGGAACCAACUAUAGACUCUAGAGAAAUUACUUCCACCUUGUUGUUCUCAUGGCAGCAAACCUGGAGAGACUCAUUGUCUGGGGUCUGUCUCAGCGACAGGACCAGGCUCAGGAAUACAUGUGGCUCAGAGCAGUUGUUUUGAUUCUGGCGAUAUUGGAAAUUGCAUGAACAGCAACAUUUAAGGGCUUUUCCCUUUGAUCUAGUGUUCAAAAACAGCUCACAGUGGGUUCAAACUCAUGUUGUCUUAGGACACAAAAACUAUAAAUGAAAGACUUUAUCAGUGUGUCAUCGGGCAGCUCAGCAGUCAUUCACACAUGACUGCAUAUAUUACAUUGUUACAUACUGUGUACAGCUGUAGUUAAUCUAAAGUUAAUUAUAGGCCGGAUUGUACAUACAUGCCAUUGUAAUGUGCUUGCAAGACUGGGGUUAUUUAAGAGUCUUGUGUUGUGUACGUAAAAAGGAAGUAUUCAUCUGGCUUUCAUUUAUGUGUCCUUAUAAUGUGUUGAAAGCCAAACAGAAAUAUUUUUCUAUUUUAAAUGUGAAACUUGACAUAGUUGUGUCAGGCUUUGUAGGUUCUGUUACAAGUUUUGUGUUACUCUGUGUUAUAUUAGACUAUAUUUUAUAAAUGUGUUUCUUAAAUUAUAAAAGAAUGUGUGUCUUUGCGUUAGAAUAAAAUAAUUUAAUUCCAUACAUUUUUAAGAUUGUUGUUGAGUCAAUAUUUGUGCUAUGUUAACAGUUUGAACCUUUUAAAACACUAAACGUACAAAGGCAGGAAAGUCCCACUCAAAGAUACCCAGCAUUCCUCUGAAGCUCCUUGAAGCCAUUACCACCCCACACCAAAGACUCUUGUCCGGCGAGCGAUGUGGCCGCACCGGAUUAAUGGUGGCACAAGGAAGCAGACUCAUGCGCCAAUUAGACAAGAGCCACUUCAACUUCAAAACACAAUGCACUUCCUCUUUGUCGGUGCCUACGACCCACAGUUAAACAUCUCAAGUGCAGGAUGCUCCCUUCAAUGGCCUUUUAACACGGAUGUUUAGGGAAAGAUCUAAUUCAUGGUUUCAGUCAAGUGGAGGAUGAAAACAAAAUGACAGUGCACCUUUGUAUCAUUAACCUUAGUUAGUUUGGAGUUUUUAGCCUGGAGUCGCAGUCGGGCCCCGUAGCACCACAUCUGUUUGUAACAACGCAUGCUUUGAUGUCUGUACAAAACACUGGACAGUAAAUUUGUCUCAAUGACGAUAGGACUGCUGGAAACCACUUCUUAAAAAAAUGCAGUAAUGUAUAGACAUGCGUGUAUAAUACUGGGCUGUGUGCAGUUGACUGUGUAGCUAUUAGACGGGCUCUAAAAUGUGGUGAUCUGGACUAGAAUCAUGACCCAG
Periophthalmus magnuspinnatus is the source of this 3205-nucleotide messenger RNA. RefSeq names its product growth differentiation factor 10a (gene gdf10a). Gene Ontology annotation, molecular function: cytokine activity; growth factor activity. The record is from RefSeq and is a predicted model, not a curated record. The transcript has 3 exons. Lineage: Eukaryota; Metazoa; Chordata; Actinopteri; Gobiiformes; Gobiidae. Gene Ontology annotation, biological process: BMP signaling pathway; SMAD protein signal transduction. Gene Ontology annotation, cellular component: extracellular region. Bases 229 to 1734 code for a protein of 501 amino acids.